UCCCUGCACUCGAGCGCGGCCGGGGGCGGGGUCAGCGGGCGACGCCCCGCGGGCCGCUGGGAGCCGAGACUUCCGUGCCCCGGCUAGCGGGCGGAGAGCCGAGGCCAGGCCAGGAGAGGCGAGCGGGCCGGGCCGCAGGUGAGCGCAGAUGUCAUGUGGCCUGUCUUUUGGACCGUGGUGCGUACCUAUGCUCCUUAUGUCACAUUUCCUGUGGCCUUCGUGGUUGGGGCUGUGGGCUACCACCUGGAAUGGUUCAUCAGGGGAACGGACCCCCAGCCUGUGGAGGAAGAAAAGAGCAUUUCAGAGCGCCGGGAGGAUCGUAAACUGGAUGAACUACUAGGCAAGGACCAUACACAAGUGGUGAGCCUUAAGGACAAGCUGGAAUUUGCCCCUAAAUCUGUGCUGAACAGAAACCGCCCUGAGAAGAAUUAAUGGAAGACUCAGGACCCUAUGGUCAGCAGGCUGUGACAUGUCCUGCCAUGGUAGCAACCGAGCCCCAGAACACAUGUCUGGUUUCUUUUGCUGCUUAUUCUGGCCCCUUCUACACACCACAGCCCCACGUGUACUGGCUGCUGCUUUACAGCCAGGGAGACACAGGAGCAGCUGAGGGCCAGCCAGGAGCAAGGCUGAAUCUGCAGACGGGGUCCACAGCUGCUCAGGCUCCCAGGCUUCCAUUGGUGCCCUGCCCAGAGGAGUACUAUAAAUGGACCUUGGCUCUCAGUCUCCCUGCGAAGGUUGUUUGGCCUGGAGUCGGAACCGCCGGGAUUUGGGUGUUCUCUUUGGGAGGGGUCCCCAUAUGCCUAGUUCUAGUUUGCACUGGGAAGAGUUCAGAAAUCUGCCUGGUUUACCUGACUAGUUUGCCCUGUCUUUUGUGUUCAUUCUUCCUGCAAUCCUGUUGUCAGCUCAGGAAUGAGACUCCCUGGGAGGGAAAGUGCUUUUCUCUUGUCAGAUGCACGGGCUGUUCUUGGGGCAGGGAGGAACAUGUGCCUGCUGCGUUUGCCUGAACACAGUCACGCCUUCCACCCCUCAUCACUGUGUACUGAACACCUUGAUUAAAGUGGCAUCUGAGAACCAUC
Octodon degus (degu) is the source of this 1076-nucleotide messenger RNA. It is a transcript of the gene Smim12, whose product is annotated as small integral membrane protein 12. The record is from RefSeq and is a predicted model, not a curated record. NCBI's taxonomy places the organism in Eukaryota, Metazoa, Chordata, Mammalia, Rodentia, Octodontidae. The transcript has 2 exons. The coding region runs from base 154 to 432 and encodes 92 amino acids.